Molecule: messenger RNA, 1794 nt
Organism: Vitis riparia (riverbank grape)
Lineage: Eukaryota; Viridiplantae; Streptophyta; Magnoliopsida; Vitales; Vitaceae
Product: probable galacturonosyltransferase-like 7
Exons: 1
Coding region: 193-1545 (450 amino acids)
Cellular component (GO): Golgi apparatus
Molecular function (GO): glycosyltransferase activity
Source: RefSeq, a predicted model, not a curated record
UGGAAAAUGCAAAGCUGGAAAGGAAAGCCCCUCUCUCUACUUGUGCCUCUCUGCUGCUUCACCUUCCCCUAGAAAGUGAUAGAAAUAGAAAGACAGGGGAAAGAGAGAGGACUAUACUGCACCGUCGGUGCAGAUUAGCGCUCGUCGACCCCCCACGACGGCCGCGGCGUCGUUUUGGAGGGUUUUCCUUACAUGGAUUCUUCUCUCUCUGCUUCCUCUUUCCUCAAAGGUAGCUUCGUUCCCACGGCAUCUGGCCUUAGAUACAGAGAAAAGGGACGCUUGAUUCGAUCGAUUUUUCAUUUUCUUUCCCUAAAGACCCUAGUCGACCGCAGAGGCACCCUAGGAUUUCUUUUCUCUUCUUUGGCUUCUUUGGUUACGAACCCAUUGUUUGAGUUUAAAUCGGAGAAGAAGGUGCUCAGGGCGGAGGUUUACCCUUUGAAGAUGAUGUGGUUCAUGAGAUUCUCCGGGUUGUUGUUCGCGAUAAUGGUGAUGAUCCUCUUCUCGCCGCAUUUUCAAUCUUUUCCUCCAGCCGAAGCUAUUCGAUCAUCGCACCAUGACGGUAAUCUCCGUGUCCCGAUUUUGAUUCCGGCGGGUGAUUCUUCCAGGUUGUUUUCAUUUAGGAAAGCUUCGGCAUUUAACAAUGCUGAAGAAUGCGGUUUCAGAGACCGAAAUUUUUCGGGGAAAUCGAGUGUCUGCGAUCCAUUUCUUGUUCACGUUGCGAUUACUCUCGAUGUUCACUACCUUCGAGGCUCAAUGGCUGCUGUUCAUUCCAUUCUGCAGCAUUCUCAGUGUCCGGAGGACAUUUUCUUCCAUUUUCUCGUCUCCGAAACGCAUCUUGAAAUUCUAGUUCGAUCGACUUUCCCUCAGUUGAAGUUUAAGGUCUAUUACUUCAAUCCAGAGAUUGUGCGGAACCUAAUUUCGACCUCUGUGAGAGAAGCGCUCGAGCAUCCGCUAAAUUACGCUAGAAAUUACUUGGCUGAUCUUCUAGAGCCGUGUGUCCGCAGGGUAAUAUACCUCGAUUCCGAUCUAAUCGUCGUCGACGACAUAUAUAAGCUGUGGAGCACAAGUUUGGGGACUAGAACGAUCGGAGCUCCGGAGUACUGUCACGCAAACUUCACUAGGUACUUCACCGACAAAUUCUGGUCGGAAAAGCGCUACUACGGCACCUUUGACGGCCGGAAACCGUGCUACUUCAACACCGGCGUUAUUGUGAUAGAUCUGGCCAAAUGGAGGCGCUUCGGGUUCACAAAGCGGAUCGAACGGUGGAUGGAGGUCCAGAAGAACAACCGGAUCUACGAGUUGGGCUCACUGCCGCCGUACCUAUUGGUUUUUGCGGGGCACGUGGCGCCCAUCGAGCACCGAUGGAACCAGCACGGCUUAGGCGGAGAUAAUGUCAAAGGCAGCUGUCGCGAGCUCCAUCCAGGUCCCGUCAGUCUCUUGCAUUGGAGCGGCAGUGGCAAGCCCUGGGCGAGGCUUGACAUGAAGGCCCCCUGUCCGAUCGACGCCGUAUGGUCGCCGUACGACUUGUACCGACCCUUACGGUAAUCGGAGGAUACCCGCCGCCGGUAAAUUCGUACAUGAUGACUCUUUUGUCCCUUCUCUUGUUCCAUUUCUCCUCAUUUUGCACCUGUAUUUUAGUUUUGGUACCUACUCAUUUUUCUCCAUUUUAUUUUAUUUUAAUAUUUUUUUAACUCUUUUCACUUUUAACUCAGAACGAUUGUAUUUUAUUCUACCCUAUUAUUCCACCAUUCAAAAAUAAAAAAUCUGAAAAAAUAAAUUCAAUUUAUUACUGCA